Scaptodrosophila lebanonensis is the source of this 1306-nucleotide messenger RNA. Its product is annotated as ciliogenesis-associated TTC17-interacting protein. The record is from RefSeq and is a predicted model, not a curated record. Lineage: Eukaryota; Metazoa; Arthropoda; Insecta; Diptera; Drosophilidae. The coding region runs from base 12 to 1232 and encodes 406 amino acids. The transcript has 2 exons.
UAAUUCAAAAAAUGGAUACAAAAUCAUUUUGUGAACCUGUUACACUAAACCCUCCUCUAUUUUUGCCACUUGAUGGUGAGGGAGUCGCGGAACCGUACAAAAAUCCCUCUGAAACAGAUAGCAGCGAGCUGCCUGAUAAGCUGAGCGCCCAGGAUGAGAUCAGUAUCUCGAGUAUUAUAUCAGCGCUAUUGCGUCCGAUCGAGCCUUCCUCGGAAGAGUUCCAUCGAUGCCACUGGGAGAUAAAUCCGAAGCAGUUCUUGCAUGUUAAGCGGGCGAUCAUCUUCAAGGAGCAGCUGUACAUCUCCAAGCUGCGCAACACGAACUGCAAGCUGAGCGAGAAUAUCAAGGUAUUCUUUGAACGCGAACUGGAACAGGUGGGCAAGUUUUGUGUGAAUGUGGAGGAGGCCCUCGACGGCUAUGUGGUGCACAGCAGCAGCAAAAUGCGAAAGGGGAAGGGCUUCACCGAAUGUGGCCAUCAGCUGCAGGGGAAGUACGAUGAUAAGUUUGUGCUGAUCUGUGAGAAGCGCACGGAAUUCGAUCGAGUGGACCAUGCGAGGGUCGAGAAGUCUCUAGAGUUACGUAAUCACGAUGAUCUGCUGAUCACGGCCGUGCGAGAGACAAAAAUCAACGAAGAGAGCCAAAAGUUUAAGUCCACGAUCGACAUCAAGGAUCGUGAUCACGUCUUCGUGCUCGAUGGCGGCAUUAUGCUGCUCAUGCGCCAUCUGAUUUGCAACAACUUUGUCGGCAACUACGAGUACUACACGAUGAAUCUCUUUGGACGGGUCCUGCGCUGCAAUCUGGUGGUGCGAAAGGAGCGCAAGCUGGUCCGCAUCUUUCAUCGCACCUACAAGUUUGCUGUACACAUUAUCAACCAGCAGUGCUUCAAUGAUGAGCUGCAGGAUGUGGCUGAGACCUUUAUGACCCCGGAGGGUCACAUUAUAAUGCACUUCUGGCGCGGCUAUAACUAUCUGCUGCAUUCCGCUUGUGGGCCGAUUAAGCCCAAAGAGCCCAAAUCACCAAAGCUGGAACUAAUGUGGCGCCAAGAUCUGAAGUUGGCCAAACAAUUUAAAAACCUACGGCCACUCAGCUAUGAGAACGCAACCAAAUACUUGGCCCAGCAUCCCGAACUGGCCGAUCUAAUGCAGGACUAUGUUUUGAACCUGCUGCGUUACAAGCCCAGCAAUGUGCUUCAGUUCUCCCUCAUGUUCUUUAAUCAGAUGGCAAAGAAUUAAUUCAGCCUAAGUUAUGUUCAAAAAUUAUUAGUCAUAUCUAAAUUUUACAAAUAUAAGUAAAUGCGAUAAACUCA